This is a messenger RNA of Gadus morhua (Atlantic cod), 976 nucleotides long. RefSeq names its product protein phosphatase, Mg2+/Mn2+ dependent, 1F (gene ppm1f). Gene Ontology annotation, molecular function: protein serine/threonine phosphatase activity; cation binding. Gene Ontology annotation, biological process: negative regulation of protein kinase activity; protein dephosphorylation. Gene Ontology annotation, cellular component: nucleus; cytosol. The record is from RefSeq and is a predicted model, not a curated record. NCBI's taxonomy places the organism in Eukaryota, Metazoa, Chordata, Actinopteri, Gadiformes, Gadidae.
GUCCCUGACCGCCCGCCCUCUGCAGGGAGCAGGAUGGCAGAGCCGGACGUGAGGAGCUUCCUGCGGAGGUUGGGGGAGGACUUCCCAUCGGCCCUCGGCCCCGAGGACCCCCUCCCCCUCAGACCCCUGAGCCGGGGGGCCGUCGGCCUGGAGGAGCUGCAAGGGGAGAGCCUGGAGCUGGGCCUGCGCCUGCUAGGCACCUGGUCCACCCCACCAGCUCUGUCUGCCCUCCUCUGCCAGGCUGCGGUGGCCAAGGUUCUCCAGAGUGACCUUUCACCUUUCCACUGCCCCCCCCAGACCCUCGCCAACCAGGAGCAGGAGGUGGACCAGGACCCGGUUCAGUUGCUCCAAUCAGAUCCCUUCCAGCGGUUCUUCCUCAACACUCUGCGGGAGGUGGGCGUGGCCUGGCACCGGACUCCUCCCACCCCCCCCCCGAGCCCCACCUCCUUCGUGCCGCUCUGCUCCGUCCACGCCAUCAGGAACGCCCGCAGGAAGAUGGAGGACCGCCACGUGGCGCUGGAGCACUUCAGCACGCUGUUCAACCUCCAGGACGGGGUACAGCGCCGCUACUACGGCGUGUUCGACGGCCACGGGGGCGUCGACGCCGCCGUCUUUGCCGCCGCCCACCUGCAGGUCCUCCUCAGCCAGGAGGCGGAGCUACGGAGCGCCGCCGCCGCCGCCUUCAGACACGCCUUCCAGCUCACCGACCAGAUGUUCAGAGACAAGGCCGGCCGCGAGCGGCUCCGGAGCGGCAGCACGGGGGUGGCGGUGCUGAUCCAGGACCAGGACCUGACCCUGGCCUGGCUGGGGGACUCCCAGGCCCUGCUGGUCACCCAGGGCCACGUGGUGCCCCUCAUGGAGCCCCACAAGCCAGAGAGAGAGGAUGAGCGGCGGCGCGUUGAGGAGCUGGGGGGCUGCGUGACCUUCAGCGGUUGCUGGAGGGUCAACGGCACCUACGCCGUGUCCCGGGCCAUAG